Messenger RNA from Dalotia coriaria, 1553 nucleotides. RefSeq names its product chymotrypsin-like. Gene Ontology annotation, molecular function: serine-type endopeptidase activity. Gene Ontology annotation, biological process: proteolysis. NCBI's taxonomy places the organism in Eukaryota, Metazoa, Arthropoda, Insecta, Coleoptera, Staphylinidae. The record is from RefSeq and is a predicted model, not a curated record. The transcript is spliced from 3 exons. The coding region runs from base 106 to 1002 and encodes 298 amino acids.
AUUUUAAAUAGUUUUCGAAAAUAGCAAAUAAUGAUCGAAUUAUUGUAAUUAUCGCAUCUUUAUAAACAAAACAACGAUGAUUUCCUAUCUAGUUUAAGAAACAAGAUGAAACCGUAUAGAUUUCAUUCAAUUGUUGUCAUUUUUCUGUUAUUAUCAGUAUUAAUAUUAGCAGAAGAAGAAGAAAAAGAUUUAUUCAUUGUUGAAUCAAUUAAUACCGAUGAAAAUUCAACGCAUAUUGAUGAAAUCGAUGUGCAUUCGAUUCAAAUUUACGAUCCCAAGUUUGAUACGAAGAUAAUCAGCGGUUAUGAAGCGAAACCGAAUCAAUUUCCGCAUCAAGUCGCCAUUUUUAUUUUCGGAUACAGUGGCCGUGUAUUAUUCUGCGGAGGAUCUGUUAUAUCAACAGAAUAUGUCAUCACAGCUGCGCAUUGUAUCUUUGAAAAACCCAAACGCAUCUUGGUGAUAAUGGGCACUACAAGACUAAUGAAAUAUAAUAAAAAUGAAGUUCGUCGUGAUGUCCAGCGCUACAUUAUACAUAAAUGGUUUGAUCGGUCAUCUUUACGAAACGAUAUUUGUCUGCUACAGUUGAGAGGACCUAUAAAAUACACUAGGUCCAUUUCACCAAUUGCAUUACCCAACAUGGCCGACAUCCACAAGAAUUACCUUAAUUCAAUCGCCACGGUUUCCGGCUUCGGUAAAACCUCCGACGAUGGCACAACCAGCAAACGUCUGAUGUUUAUUGAAUUAAACAUAAUGGACAAUCAGAUGUGCAACGAUUGGUUCGAAGAUCGCGACGCAAUCUACACCAACAUUUGCACAUCGGGUAGUAAUGGCCGCGGCGCAUGUCAGGGCGACUCCGGGGGACCAUUAGUCAUCGGGGACAAACUAAUUGGCUUGGUCUCAUAUGGUGCACGUUAUUGCUCAUGGGGCUAUCCCACUGUGUACACAAGGGUUCCCAGCUACAUCAAAUGGAUCACCAGUUACACGAACAUUCCGCUACACUAAUGCAUGCUGUGUGUGAGAAUGUGUGUGUGCUUAUAGAAACUCGUUAUACUAGUUGUCUUUUUAGAAUUAUUCGUUAGAUAUGUUACAACCAAACCGCAACAACCCGAAUUGUGUGCAACGGAAGUAGUAGAAGGUAAUUUUCAAACGCUUUUAACUCCAAUUCGUAAACUUCUAGUGCUAAUUUUUUUGAAUAAGGUGGACGGUUCUCCCGAUAAAAGUCGCAUGCAAAAAUUUGUACUCUUUAAGGAUUAAACUAGCAAGAGUGUUGCACACAAUUGGUCAUUCAACAAAACAUUUGUUCCAUGUUGGCUUCAAAACAACAUAAUUUACAGUUAUUUACAUGAUUAUCAAAGCGAAAAUUUAAACAUUCGGAAAGACCUAGAUUAAUUUGAUUAAAAUAUAUAUAUCGGAACAAAACGGUAUAAUAAUAUUUGUGUGGUCUUUCCAUUGCGUUAAAAACUUAAUAUAUCCCAUUCGCGCACUUAUGAAACACGCCCAAGGUAUGUUAUGUUGCAAUUUAUUAUCACAGUUCACUAUAAUCGUUCGGAAUA